This is a messenger RNA of Colossoma macropomum (tambaqui), 1589 nucleotides long. RefSeq names its product CD209 antigen-like protein E. The transcript is spliced from 7 exons. Bases 114 to 932 code for a protein of 272 amino acids. The record is from RefSeq and is a predicted model, not a curated record. Lineage: Eukaryota; Metazoa; Chordata; Actinopteri; Characiformes; Serrasalmidae.
AAGCUACACGUGGCAGAGACACUUCCUGUCUGCAGUGUCAGUCAAUCUGCUUCAAGUUUAUGAUCCUGUAGGGUUAAAGUGCUGCAGUGUUCCAGUGUAUUAUAGUCAUUAAUAUGGAAAUGGACAUUCAGAAUGAACCUCUUCAGUACCAGAACAUGGAAAAAGUGGACAAAACCUCUCAGUCAUGCGGACAAAAUCAACACAGAGGAGUGUUCAGGCUGGCUGUACUGUGUCUCGGUGUGAUGUGUAUCCUUCAGGCAACUCUCAAUAUUGCUCUGAGACUGUACUUGAGUGACCAGAAAAAGACCACAUGUAACAACCAAACUACAGAGAGCUACACCAGCCUGACGAUACAAAGAGAUCAGUUACAGAAAGAGAGAGACGAACUCCAGAGGAAGCUUUCUGAACUGGUGAGUGACCAGAAAAAGACCACAUGUAACAACCAAACUAAAGAGAGCUACACCAGCCUGACGAUACAAAGAGAUCAGUUACAGAAAGAGAGAGACGAACUCCAGAGGAAGCUUUCUGAACUGGAGAAGGCAGCACAGCAGUGUUGGACAUUUUUCAACACCAGUAUGUACUUCAUCUCUACUGUGAAGAAGAGCUGGAGUGAGAGCAGACGGGACUGCAGAGAGAGAGGAGCAGACCUGCUGAUCAUAAACAGCAGAGAAGAACAGGAUUUUACUGAAAGACAGAGAGGAGAUCAGACAGCUUGGAUUGGUCUGACUGACAGUGAGACAGAGGGGGUCUGGAAAUGGGUGGAUGGUUCAGCACUGACCACUAAGUUCUGGGGACGUGGGGAACCCAACAGUAAAGUAGGAAAUGAGGACUGUGUCAUAACUGGUGACAAGUCUGAUCCUGUAAAUAACUGGGCUGAUUUUCCCUGUAAUAACCGGUUUGUUUGGAUUUGUGAGAAAAGUAUUUUAAACUGAUAGAGUUUUAGAAUGAAUAUCAGUGAAUAUCAGGAAUGUCAGCAGUUUGUCUGGAUCUGUGAGGGAAUAUUUAUCUAAAUGGUCACCAGCAUGUGAGUGAAUAACAACACAUUCAUAAAUGUCACUCUUUUAAUUACAUUUGACCUUUUUGCUUAUUAUUUCUACUUUGUAGAAGAGAAACAGGGUAGGCAAGUAAGAGACUAACAGUGCUACAAACUCCUAUAAUUGAAAAAAAAUAAAUUGUAUGUUUGAAGAUGAUGGCAAGUGUGUAACAAGAUCCUUCAAAUAACUUUAAAACAUCAAGCUUUAAUGUUUCUGACAGUUCAGUCUGUCCUGGACUUUGGAGUAGAGUCAUUCUGAAACCAUUAUCUUCUAAAUGAAGGGGGGCUAAAACCAGCAUAGACUAUCAAGGCUGGUCACCAGCAAAACCAGCAUGACCAUGAUGGAUGACCAGCUAAACCAGCACCAAACCAGCAUAAGCCAGCACAGACCAGCUUAGACCAUGGAAUGCAUGCUGGUCUGUGUGGUUUUGUUUCAGCAGGACAGUCAUAAUGGUGGACUUUCUAGUAGUACUUCAAUCAGUUUUCUAGAAAUGUACAGUCGACUCUUUAAUAACUUCAUUUUAAUCUUUUGCUCAGGCUUAAAUCAUUAAUCACA